AUGUACUCAUUAUCUUCCUCUUCGAUACGAUUGAUACGAUCGGCAGAUGCGGCAACACUUGCUGUGUACGAGAACCAAAGGGUUCUGGCAGCACAGCUGAAGCACGUCAUCAAGACGCAGGAGCGCCUGCCCAUCUUCUUGGAGCAGACCUGGAACAAGUUUCGUGGCUCUGGUGGUGGCUCCCUCAGCUUCUCCAGCGCCGAUGCUGGAGCCAAGCCCAAGAAGGACGACGUGGAUAUCGACGACUCUGUUGACGCUACGCAUAGGGAUGUUGCUACCGCGAGCAACGCUCUAAAGAGCGACCACAUCGUUGCCCUGAUGGAGGUCUACGAAGACUUCAUCAAGAAGAAGAACAAUGUGUACAUCACACGGGAGUGCCCACCCCAACCGAACAGAGGUUGGUUUGCCCGAGUUACGUCAACUCGUCGACCACGAUCUCCUUUCAACUCCCGAGAUCGCCGUUGCGGAAGGACACCAACUGGCCUGCCGGACCCGGAACGAGGAUUACGAAAGGCUGAGAACCUCCGGACGAUCAAAGCACCAACACCCUCACCUACGUCUUAUGACCAUCUCAUCUUCUCCAUCCCACACAGACUCCUGACUAUUGCCUUGCGCCGUGGCAUACUAGUCGACUAUAGCAGCCUGGACGACCUGCUCAACAGUGAUGACCACCAGAUUCGGAUCAAGCGAGCGGCUUUCGAUCAGCCCGUUAUCCGUGGCAGCGUGCCUCGUGGUCUGGGCGUCAGUGAAGACCCUGUAUCUGCGCACUCUCUCACGGAGUACCUCAAGCUUCGAGGACAGUGGUUGGGAUAUGAAGAGUCAAUCACGUAUACCUCCAUUCGUCGAAGAUCCGCCACCGAACUCUCCCUCUCAAUUGGCAGAGAUGAUGUCCGAGCAGUCAUGAAUCACGAACCCGACUCACGGAUUCUUGAGAAGUACUAUCUCAACGGGACCGGGUUUAGAGACAUGACUGCUCUAGGACUGGGCAUCCGUGGUACUGAAGGCGAUCAAAGCGAGGUUUUGGCGCAACAGAACCAUCCUUUGGCAAUAGGGGCCAUUUCACACAAUGCUGAGGACAUGAUACAGCUGCAUGGACCAGCACUUAAUGCAACCCUGGGGAAGCUUAUGGUUACACAUGGACCCCUCAAGGGCACUGAGAGGGAAAAGAAGCUCACAAUGAAGCGCCUCCGCUACGCUGCCAAAAAGACACUGCUCAGCGAAGAAAGUCAAAGGCUCUGUGAGACCAUGAGCAGGGUGGAGCAUGCUCGCCGAGUCCAGACGCUGGCUCAGUCCAAGUUCAUGGACCAAGUCCUUGAGAUGGCUAGACAAGCUAUGAAAGACAGCGAAGCUCAAUGUGAAGCUCAAGUAGAUGAUGCGGAGGAUCCUCUCGUCGAUCAUACUACUGGCUUAUUCAAGGAGUCUGAUGCUUGUGAAGAAGAAGCAGAAGAAGACUUUGAGGACCAAGUCACGGAUGAAAAUGGCACAGUAGUAAAACGCAUUGAGGAGAUCGAGGAGCAGGAGGCAUCUUUGGACGAGAAUCCUCUGCUUACUUAUGAGGCUGCUACUCGUUCCUUUAUGGAGGUGAUUCUUUUCGGUACAAUGUCCAAGAAUCGUGACUGGAAGAACAACCCGGUCCAAUGUCAGCUCUUCCUUCUUUUCAACACCAACAACUUUAUUGGGAAUCUCCCGGCUGUUCCCGACUCUUUCCUUAUUUCGACGCUGAAAACUUGA
Molecule: messenger RNA, 1731 nt
Organism: Pestalotiopsis fici W106-1
Lineage: Eukaryota; Fungi; Ascomycota; Sordariomycetes; Amphisphaeriales; Sporocadaceae
Exons: 5
Coding region: 1-1731 (576 amino acids)
Source: RefSeq, a predicted model, not a curated record